AUGUCUGAACGGUCAACUCCGGUGGGGCCACCGGAUCCGCCUUUUGGUCCAGUCCUGGAACAAAUAAUAAUGGCUGACAGGGAAGAGGAAAAUAAACAGGUGCAGUCGAGUGUGGGAAACAUCCAUACAAGUGGCAAAGGAAAGGGGCAUAGUGAUGCACUUAAUAUGAUCACGGCGAUGCGAGUAGACGCUCAAGGGGGGAAUAAAGGAGGUGAAGUGUCAUACAAAAAUAUUGUUACAGGAGAGGAGGAUAAUGAUAAUAUGAGUGAAGAAGUUGGAGAGGAAAACUCGGAUCAAGAAGAAGGUGAUGCGUUCGAUUACGACUUAGAGGGUAUGAAGGUGAAUGAAGUUAAUAUCGGUGGGUAUGAAUGUCCAGAGUUUGUUCUGUCGAAAUAUGAAGAGAAACGCAUACAUAGACCGUGGAGGAGAGGAGUUAUUGUGAAACUGCUAGGGCGAAAAAUUGGUUAUAAAGCCUUGGAAACAAGGCUGAAACAAAUGUGGGUGCGGAAGGGAAUCAUCAACAUUAUAGAUCUGGGAAAUGAUUACUAUCUGGUAGCAUUUACACAUGAGGAUGAUAAACAUGCCGCUUUAGCCGAUGGACCAUGGUUUAUUUAUGAUCAUUAUUUGACAGUGAAAGAAUGGACACCAGACUUCCAGCCAGAUAGUGAUACAAUAGUGAAUGUAGCAGUCUGGAUCAGAAUUGCUGGACUUCCUAUUGAGUACUAUGAUCCUAAGUUCCUUCACUUCAUUGGCGAUAGGAUGGGAAGGACAAUCAAGGUGGAUAAGAAUACUCUUCAACAGGAGCGUGGUAAGUGUGCUAGAAUAUGUGUGGAGGUGAAUAUAACCAAGACUCUCUUGGCUAUGUUUACGAUCAAAGGAAAGCGAUACAAGAUUGAAUAUGAAGGGUUGCAUCUCUUAUGUCUAAAGUGUGGGAAAUUUGGACAUUAUAAGGAAGGCUGCCAAAUUAUUGCAAAAGGAAAAGAAGUGAAUGUUUAUGCUGAAAACAUGAAGACGAGUACAGGAGGAGUUGAUGGCAACACAAUUCUAACUGCAGGACAGAAGAGCGUGGAUGGAGGUGAUGAGCCUUGGCAAAUCGUCCAAAAGCAGCGCAGAGGAAAGAAGAUGUCGGAAAACCGAAGGAACAAUACUCCAGGAGGCUUUAAUGAGAGAAAUGCUAAGACGGGAACAUGA
Vicia villosa (hairy vetch) is the source of this 1191-nucleotide messenger RNA. RefSeq lists its product as uncharacterized. The coding region runs from base 1 to 1191 and encodes 396 amino acids. The record is from RefSeq and is a predicted model, not a curated record. Gene Ontology annotation, molecular function: nucleic acid binding; zinc ion binding. The transcript has a single exon. Lineage: Eukaryota; Viridiplantae; Streptophyta; Magnoliopsida; Fabales; Fabaceae.